This is a messenger RNA of Macadamia integrifolia, 2291 nucleotides long. Its product is annotated as protein PHLOEM PROTEIN 2-LIKE A10-like. The transcript has a single exon. The record is from RefSeq and is a predicted model, not a curated record. Bases 502 to 1770 code for a protein of 422 amino acids. Lineage: Eukaryota; Viridiplantae; Streptophyta; Magnoliopsida; Proteales; Proteaceae.
UUAACAGCCUAUAAACGAAAGGCAAAGACCAGAAAAAACAGUUUGAGGCCCAUAAGCAACAGCCAUCAAGGGCCUCAUGUGAUGUGGCCCUUAACUGCUCUUUUUCCCAUAUCCGUCCUUCCCUGCAACAAGAAAGAAGAAGAUAGGAAAGUAUUGGGAAGACGAUUAUCUCAAUUACCUGCAACAACCGCUUUAAAAUCAUCUAGAUUUACAGGUUCUUCUUCUCAUCUUAUGCCUUGCUUAGAUUCUCUCUGUUUCGAUUUUCUAUAACAUUUUAAUUGUCUCGCCUCCUUCAGUUUGCCCUAUCUCCUAAUCCUCAAGAAACGAUACCCUCGCCCUCUGACGCUCGAAAACCCUAAAACGCCCAACUUUGUUUCAUCCCUAUUCAUGAUAGGUUAAUGAAUUACUAUAAUUUUAGCAGAACAAAAUAGCCUGGCGAUGGAGGAAGCUCCUCUACUGGUUUAAUUUUUGGAUAUAUAGGGUUAUUCGAUCUUCUUCUCCAUGGAGCUGCAGUUGGUGCAGAAGGGAUUGGAUUUCUCCCGGAGAAGGAAGAAAUGGCUUUUCCUACUCGCAGCGCUCAGCUUCACUGGUUAUGGUGCCUACAAGGUAUAUUAUUUGCCUUCUGUGGUGAAGAAGAGAAAGAGGUUUUUAAAGCUUCUUGGAGCCUUGAUUUCCGUGGCCGAAGCCGUUUCCGAUUCUGCAGAGACGAUCUCAGUUGUUUCUAAGGACUUGAAGGAUUUCCUUCAGUCAGAUUCGGAUCAAAUCCCCACCAGUCUGAAGCAGAUAUCCAAAAUCACGAGAUCAGAAGAGUUCUCUGAGUCGCUGGUUCGGGUGACACAGGCUUUAACAUUGGGGAUUUUGCGAGGUUAUCGCUCUGAUGCGAGGAACGGAGAUGAAGCAUUGACCACUUCUGGCUUAACUGACCGUCUUAUGGACAGGCUUUUCUCUACGGCUGGCUUUGGUUUUGCUUCUGUGGUUGUUGGUAGCUUUGCCAGAAGCAUGGUCUUGGCUUUCUACUCUGAUGACCAAUCUUCCGGAGGUUCAAAUCUCGACCACCACCAGAUAAUUCCCCCCUGUUUUGGCCCUGAUUCGUUAUCUCCACCAAGAUGGGUAAAUGUGUUAUGCAGUAACAAGUGCAGAGAGCUCAUCGCUGACUGCAUCCAGCUAUUUGUAAACACUGCAGUUGCGGUUUACCUUGACAAGACUAUGGAUAUCAACACUUAUGAUGAAAUCUUCUCCGGUUUGACGAACCCCAAGCAUGAAAGGAAAGUGAGAGAGAUAUUGGUUUCUCUCUGCAAUGGCGCUGUAGAAACUCUUGUGAAAACAUCUCACCAAGUAUUGAGUAAUUCAAGUUCAAAUUCCUCUUCCUUGGCUGUUGGUCUAGGGGAAGGUACAAACACUACCAGAGAUGAUGUUUCUAAGGAAGCAGUGGCAAUGGAACUGAAAGAGAAAAAAUCAUUGGAUGGAAUUAGGGGCAGUGGUUGGGUUGGAAAGGUGUCUUCUACGUUGGCAGUUCCAAGCAAUAGGAGAUUCGUUCUUGAUUUGACUGGAAGGGUGACAUUCGAAACUGUAAGAUCUUUCCUGGAAUUUUUAGUAUGGAAAUUAUUGGAUGGUUUGAAAAAGAGUUACAACAUUGUUCAUGAGGAGGUUGUUGAGAGGGGAAUGGAAGUCGUAAGAUAUAUUAGUGCCAAGUCAUCUGUUAUUAUUACUGUAUGCCUUUCUUUAUGCUUGCACAUGGUAGGUGGUGCAAGGGUCUUGAUUCCAGCUUAAAACUGUGGUCGCCUGCCACCCUUUCUGCUCAUUGAACAAAUUCAUAUCACAGAUGUUGAAAGUUGUGUGGCUGGGAACUUUUCUGUCUUGCUCCAAAUCCUCAGAAGGAAUUAGGAUUGAACCAUUCCAAUUGAUAAAUUUAAGGAGUUUCUCUUUUUAUACUUUUGCCUAACAGCAUUUAUUGCAUAAACUUCUACAUGUAUUCAAGUGUUAAUUGAAUGAUAACUGAAAUUUCGUUCAUUGGGUGAGUGCUUCACAAGUUGCAACCCCAUAAGGUACCAGGAUCCUUUGACAGUCUACUUGGAGGGAAAGAUGGAAAGUAAAAGAAUCUCUGGACCGGUCGAAGCCUUUUAUAAGGCCUGUUCAAGUUUGAAAAGUGUAGUAACAAGCAGACGGACUACCUAGAUGUUGUAUAUAAGUCAUUUUUUCCUUGUUACUUUUGUCAUGAUAAUUUGUUGGCACUGCUACUUCUAAUUUUGCUUUCGUUCAUGUAGUGAAGAUCCUCUAUGGUAUGUGGGUUA